CUCCUUCACUUUUUGUCACUUUGUCUUCAACCAAAAUUUUGCCUGAUAAUCACAAUGAUUUUACCUUGGAGAAAACGUAGAGCCAACAAGAUGAACAACAAGCAGUUGUGUGAUGGUUUGGAUGUGGAAGUCAUGAUUCCUACACACUUUCAAUGUCCAAUUUCUCUUGAUUUAAUGAAAGAUCCUGUCACGUUAUGCACUGGGAUCACCUACGAUCGGGAGAGCAUUGAGAGAUGGAUUGAAGCCGGCAAUGAAACCUGUCCAGUGACGAAACAAGUAUCAAAAACCUUUGAUCUGAUCCCAAAUCAUAUACUGCGAAGGUUUAUCCAAGAUUGGUGCGUUGAAAACCGUUCUCAUGGCGUUGAACGGAUCCCUACUCCACGAGUUCCAGUGUCCCCAUAUCAGGUCUCAGAAGCUUGUUCGAGGAUUGUCGAUGCCACUCAACGUGGAGAUGGAAACAAGUGUGGAGAAUUGGUUAAGAAGAUCAAGAACUGGGGCAAAGAAAGCGAACGUAACAAGCGUUGCGUUGUGGAAAACGGAACAGGUUGCAGUUUAUCAGCCACUUUCGAGUCUUUUGCCAGUGUUUCAUUGGAGAAACACAUGAAUCUAUUGCGGGAAAUUCUGUCAGUGUUGUCCUGGUUUUUCCCUUUGGGCGAAGAAGGCCGAUCCAAGCUGGUAUCCGAGUCUUCUUUACAUUGUAUUAUUUGGUUUUUGAGGAAUGGAGAUCUUUCUUCUAGACAGAAUGCCAUCUUAGUACUCAAGGAGCUUCUUUAUUCGGAUGAAACACAUGUAAUUUCAAAGACCUUGCUGGAGAUUGAAGAAGUUGUUGAAACUCUAGUUCAUUUGAUCAAGGAGCCUAUUUCCCCUACUGCUACAAAAGCUUCCCUCAUGGCUAUUUACUACCUGAUUACUUCAAUGGUGAGCAAUGGCAAGAUUACCUCCAGAUUUUUGGAGAUGGGUUUGGUUCCUGUGAUUGUAGAGAUCAUUGUUGAGGCUGAGAAAAGUGUUUGCGAGAAGGCUUUGGCCGUCUUGGAUGCUAUCUGCAACACUGAAAAAGGGAAGGAAGAGGCCUACAAGAAUGCUUUGAUUAUGCCUGUUUUAGUGAAGAAGAUUUUGAGGGUUUCAAAUUCGGCAACAGAGCUUUCACUGUCGAUUUUUUGGAAACUGUGUAAGAAUGAGAUAAUGAAGGAUGAAGAAAGUGCUAUAAUUGAUGCUAUUCAAUUGGGGGCUUUUCAGAAAUUGUUGGUAAUUUUACAGGUUGGAUGUGGUGAGACUACAAAGGAGAAGGUUACAAAGUUGCUAAAAUUGCUAAAUGUUUACAAGAACAGGGUUGAUUGUGUGGAUUCAUCAAUGGAUUUCAAGUAUCUCAAAAGACCAUUUUGAUUUACAUGAUACAAUUUGUCUUUAGAUUAGACCAAAAACCUGUAAAUAGAAAUUCAAUGAAAUUUUCAUUCAUUCUUUGAACAAACUAUGUUUUAUUUUUUGUUUAUCUGCAUUUAUUUUCUUUAUUUGCCAAAAUGGCUCAUGGCCAAGUUUUAACAAUCAUUUUUUCAAUAAUUUAUAGGGACAAGGAAUUU
Messenger RNA from Durio zibethinus, 1577 nucleotides. Its product is annotated as ARM repeat superfamily protein. Gene Ontology annotation, biological process: protein ubiquitination. Gene Ontology annotation, molecular function: ubiquitin protein ligase activity. The record is from RefSeq and is a predicted model, not a curated record. NCBI's taxonomy places the organism in Eukaryota, Viridiplantae, Streptophyta, Magnoliopsida, Malvales, Malvaceae.